Molecule: messenger RNA, 1647 nt
Organism: Nannizzia gypsea CBS 118893
Lineage: Eukaryota; Fungi; Ascomycota; Eurotiomycetes; Onygenales; Arthrodermataceae
Exons: 3
Coding region: 1-1647 (548 amino acids)
Source: RefSeq, a predicted model, not a curated record
AUGCAAAUCGAAGCUCCAGGUGAGACGGCAGAGGAUACAAAUACCACUACUACAGAGACCGAGAGUGCCUCCUGGAGCUCUGCCAGUCGCGCGAACAGCCCCUUGUCAGAUCCCAUCCUACGCAUUAAGGUCCCUCCGGGCUUCUGGAAUAGAUACGAUCAAUUCAUGAUGGCCGAGCAGGCGCCUGAUGAGCCACCGACGAAGCGCCAGAAGUUCACCCCCAUACCGGAGCCGGAGCCCAUAGCAUCGGCUGACGAAAUAGCAGUGGCGGCGGCGGCGGCGGCGGCAGCAGCAGCACAAGGACCACACAGGCAUACUCCAGGUUCUCAACCGCAACCGCAACCGCAACCGCAGCAGGAACCUCCAGAGCAGCCUGCACCUAGGCCUGUAAUCAUGGAUAUUGAGAGCGAUAACAAAGAAGGAAUCCUGCCUAGUGACAUCUCUUCGCUAUCAGAUUCUUCGUUGGCUUCAGGAGGCGAUACCGAUAUUCCAUAUUCCAUGGCCCCUCGCGCGACGGCGCAGACUCCCCUGCCUGCUACUACCAGCACACCUAAUGGCUCGCAAAAUAUAGCGCCUCCGCCAUCUGCGGAAAAGGCAGGUGUUAGGGUGAAAACACCCUCUACCCCUGCUCCAGAAUCGAGACCCAGCGUUAUGGUCACUGUUGUUGGCUGUGGAGCUGGAAAUUUUCCUGUCUUGCACGUUACGCCCAACUCACAGCUUGCUGCUAGCCUGCGCGAUGUCCCCUGCACGCGGCCCCUUACCUGGCGCAACGGCACGCCAAGGGAGCUCCGGAACCAGUGGACGCGAGACGCAGCUAUUUAUUUCUCCAGGGGGGAACUUGCUCCUGAACCCUGCACUUCAUGCGUCCGUGGGAGGGGCCCAUUUGAACAGUGCGUCCGUCCUCCAAACCCGACCGGCCAGCCGCCUCUAAGAGGCGCUUGCGCGAGUUGUAUCUGGACGGGCAAUCCCAGGACCUGUUCUUUCCAUCCUGAUCAUCUUCUACACGGCCAUUCCCACUCAACGCCUUCUAAACUCGCGGAUAAGAAGACCUCGCUCGUUCCACGAACCCCUCGCACACCCAAUGCGUCAUCCUCGUCCGCUACCCUUUCAAAGAUCACCACUUCUCUUCCCAGGUCUUCUCGCGAACCUUCUUUCAACCCCCAUCGCAACACCAUCAAUACCAACUCCAGUCGCAAUAUCAGCAGCAACAUAAAUAACAACGCUAACCACAACAUCAACCCCGGUCCCGGUCUCAAUUCCAACCAUAACCAUAACCAAAACCAGAGCCACAGCCAUAGCGUCAACCACAUGAACAGCCCCCAUCCUAACGCCAGCCCCGUCACCUAUCAUCAUGGAAUGCAAUCCAAGAAUGUUCUUCCGGUUUCCCCGGCGCAAACCAAUCCAUCAUCUGUUGCGCCUUCUCCUCCUAACCCACUGGGCAAUCAACCUCUCGCUCCGCCUCAUACCCAACCCCAACCUCAUCGUACCAACCCGUUUCCGCAUCACUGCUACUUCAAUAUCCCCGAAAAGCUUAAUGGCGGCAAUUUGACCGAGGUUCGCAAAGCCAUCCACGAAAUGGACGCAGUGCAAGCUAAGCUUAGGGAACGAGCUGCUUUUUUAGAGCAGCUAGGCGAUAACUGGCAGUGA